UUUUUCAGUAAACAGUUGUAGCUUUUUAUUUCAAAAUCUCCCUUGAAAUUCUUGUAAAAUUCUAUCAUGGCAGACACUGAGAUACAAUUCGACAAGCAGGACCUUUGCAUUUUUCACCUUAUCUGGGCACAAUGACGGGCAAAGUGGACUUACUGGCAGAAUUGCCACAACUGCUGCAUAUAAUGGCGAGUCACAGCAUCAUUUCCAGGAGCACCGUCACGGAGAGUAUGGCCAAGUUCGCCUUGAAUAAGCUGGCCGUUUCCGAUGCGCAUGAGAAGACGGUGAUACGACUCCUCCUAUCCAUUGAGGAGAAGUUCCGAGAGUACUUCGACACCUACAAGAAGGAGGUGGAACUGCAGCGGAUCGCUGCCGAGACUCUGUCCCAUCUCAUCCAGCGCUAUAUGAUCGCCACCCAGGUGGACACGAGUUGCACGCGCCCUCAGAUCUACGAGAUCGAAACGGAGGAUGCGAUUGUGAACAAAUACCAUAUGCACUACCAGGUAAUAGAUGGUUCCAAUAAAAGCCAAAAAUGGGCCGUUCAGGCACUGAGGCCCUUUGUCCUGGCCUUUCGUCGGGAGUGCGCCAAGAUCAACAUGGAUGAGGACACUCCUUUUGUUAUGGGCGAUGCCUUUCACAAGCCUAUUAAGUUUUUCAUUGAUCUGGUGGAUGAGAUAUUUGACUAUUUUUACAGUGCCUACUUGCAACUGGAUUGUGGCGCCCGGCUAUUGGAUCCUAUGGACAUUAAGAGCAUGGAACAGUACAAGAUAUUGCUGGCCCCGAACGAGGAUUUUGAAGAAUACUUCAUGCAUAACAUGAGCUUCUGCAAGUGCCUCAGAAUACCGCCCAAGUGUAUCGAGAAGAAGGUGGACGAUUGCCAGCCGAAGAAGGAUGUGCGGGACCACUACAUGAACGUGGCCAAGAAGUCGAGGUGUGCCCGUCGGGUGGCCAAAAUGGCGGGCCAAUUGCCGGAGUCCACUCCGGUUGUCGCGAAACCGGUCGAGUCGAUGGUGUUCAGCAGUGUGGUCAGCGAUAUGAGGCUACGAAACGAUAUCGUGGGCAACUCCAAAACGUCAUUGCCCAAUGCUGGGGAGUCCGCUUUCCGGCAGAUCCACGAACGCUACGUCUCCGACCAGCUACGACGGGCACUCAGUCUUUCCAACUACAGGUUAAUUGCGGACUAGGCCUUCGAAUACUACUUGUUGAUCUAAUUCUUUUGGUUUUCCCACAAAUCUCAACCAAGUGACAUUAAAUUGUAAAAUCGUU
Messenger RNA from Drosophila ananassae, 1263 nucleotides. RefSeq lists its product as uncharacterized. The record is from RefSeq and is a predicted model, not a curated record. The coding region runs from base 132 to 1181 and encodes 349 amino acids. Lineage: Eukaryota; Metazoa; Arthropoda; Insecta; Diptera; Drosophilidae. The transcript has 2 exons.